AGCAUUACGUUUCUCUCCCUCUAACAUCCUUCUAAAAUAUUAGGUUUGGGUCAGUGCCUCAGCAAAGCUUUGUAAGAACAUAUACCAUGGAGCCUUGGUGCAACAGCCCUCCACAGCCUGAAGUAAGGGGAGGGGAGAAAGCCAAGGUUAAAGGAUCGUGGGAUGUGGGAACGGAUGUGGAGAGCUGUCAGGUCCCCAAGGACCCUGGCACAUGACUGUUUGACAAAGGGCUGAGUGGUGUUCAAUGUCUUGCAGAGGCCAAAAUACUACUUUGAACUAUGUGCAUCGAUUAAAUCAUUGGUAAUUACAAAAGGAACCCUGAACGUCUACUAAUCAGAUGUAGGCACUGACACUACAGACAGCCAGGAAAGGGCUCAUUUGUCUAAACAGAACAGCACCAACUACAGAAAAUUGCUAGUCUCUGUUUAUUAUGCCAUAUUUAUAAUCUGGUGAAGAUCUUUUAGAUACUAUGUGGUGACUCCAGUGUCACUCAAUGCACAUAUCCCACCCAUCUUGCCUUUAGAGACAUCAGGGUAUCAGACAGAGGCCAGUGGGACAUACUACGGUGUGUGCAAAGGCUUUCCCUCAAAGAUGAGACCACUGAAGGGCUUUGCUGGCUUUGGGAAACAAUGUGACUUUUGCGUCCAGAGUUAGUCAAACUCCUUUUCAGCAGAAGAGCCCAAAGUAAAUCAGCAAGUACAACUGUUCUAGCAAAAUAGAAUUCAGUUCAUGAUUAACCUUUCUCCUGCUAACUCAUUCUUACAUGCAAAGCCCUUGUUAAGCUGUAGAAAGCAAUUGUUAUGCUCAGGGAACGUGGUUUUGUGGCCUCCAGAUGGAGCAUGCAAACAGAGCCCGCUGCAGUUCUCUUCGGAUGCACCUCCUCAGACCAAACCAUGUAUUUUCCCUGGGGAAAACCAGAGCCCAGCUGAGGGACAGCUCACACCAGAGCCCACUCCAGACAAGCUGUGUGGAGACGUGUCAGACUGCUUUUGCUUCUCAGCUCCAGCUCUACUGUAGCCAGCUCUGCCUCCCCACGCACACGCUUUCCUGCCACUCCCCAUUGUGCCCAGUGCACCUCAUCUUCAUCCUAGAGAAAACAACUCUCUGGCAGGCUUAAAAAAAUUCCUACUACGUCCAAGAUUUUGAGCUGAAAAACAAUGCAAAUAUAUCCUCAGGCAUGGGACAAAGAGCCCAUCCAAACCAAGCACCACGAAGAAUGAGCAUAGCUGGUCCACUUUGUGUGGCACUAGCCCUCAGUGGUGUGAAUGUGAGCUGGUUCAUGCCUUGGCUGCAUGGAGGGGUCCACAGAGCCCCCUUCAACACAGCAGGCCUGAUGUCAAAAGCAGAAAUGGUUGAGUUUUCACCCUAAGAAUGCCAGUGGUAUUAAAGCUUGAUCAACACAGCUGGUCUGAUGGUGAACCUCAGCAAAUGGUUGAGUUUUUACCCUGAAAAUGCCAGUGAUACAUUAAAGCCUGAUCCUGGCAUGCCUGAGAGAGUGAUGAUAUUAAAAGACAGCAUGGACACUGCUUCCCUUGGGAGAGAUUGAGUGCCUGGUUAAAUAAAUAGCAGGUCUUUGCUGCUCCAUGUUGAGAACUGACUGACCGCUGUGAUGCUAAACCAGCCAAAGUCGCUGCCUUCCCUGGUGUGCAUGCACAGGACCAGCGUGCGGCGGACGGAAAAUCAGGAAACCCAGGUUAUCUUCAGCGGAUCCUGAGCGGCGGUAGCAGGGCUGGGCAGGACUGUGUUUUCAACAGGUCAGCAGGGAGAAAAGAGGAAAUUCUUUCUGAAUUUUCAGCUACUCCAAGUGAAGGAUGCUGGGAAACUCCAGGACAUUUCAGAAGAGCCAGAGUGGAUGUCAGGAAUUGUGAUACAGUACAAAGGCUACCACGCCUUGCAAGGACCCUCAUGCACAGUCAGUUGCUCCAAGCCUCCCUUCGUGGUCAAAACUACUCUUUGAUCCACUUGGAUCUUAAGAGAAAUGAAUGAAGGAAUACAUGAAUAAAUGAGACAGAAAGAGAGGAAGAGAAGAAUGAAGGAGGGAAGGAAGGAUGUAAGGAAGGAAGAGAGGAAGGAAGAGGGAGCAAGGGAGGGAGGAAUGGAGGGGGGAAGGACAGAGCUCCUGUGAAUUUUAGAAGAUCCAGUCUAAAUUCAGUUCCUGGAAAAAUAUUGAGCACAAAGCCAGUAAUUCUAUUUGUAGCCACCUAGAAGAUAAGAUGCAAAGUGUUAUCAACAAAUACGGGUUUGUUGGGAUUAACUAUCAAGUGAGUAAUCAACUGUACAAACAAAAACCCAGAAUUAUUGGCCAGACUCCCCGCAAGCGGGAAGAACCUAAGGAUCAGUAUCAAAGCACAACAGGCCAUGGCUCAACAACCUAUGGUUAUUGCGAAAAAAGCAAACCUGACCUGAGACUUCUGGAACCGGGGUCCUCCCACGUACGGGGAGGCUGGCCAGAAGGCAGGCAGUAACAGCUACCCAAGCAUAGACAACAUGACAGAGAUGGAGAUAUUGAAAAUGCCCUCAAUGAGCAAAACUGAAAACUAGGCAAACAGAUGAGAACAGUCUUCAACUGCUAAGAUACAGAGGUCGUCUGUAUUCUCUCCUGUGAAGAAAGGCUGAGAGAGUUGGGGUUGUUUAACCUGGAGAAGAGAAGGCUCUGGGGAGACCUUAUUGCGGCCUUCCUGUACUCAAAGGGAGUUUAUAAGAACGAUGGGGACAAAAAGUUUGAGUAGGGCCUGUUGCAGUAGGACAAGGGGUAAUGGUUUUUAAAUAAAAAAAGGGUAGAUUCAGACUAGAUAUAAAGAAGAAAUUUUUUAUGAUGAGGAUGGUGAAACCCUGGCCCAGGUUGCCCCGAUAGGUGGGAGAUGCCCCAUCCCUGGAAACAUUCAAGGUCAGGUCGGUUGGGGCUCUGAGCAACCUGAUGUGGUUGAAGAUGUCCCUGCUCACUGCAGGAGGCUUGGACUAGAUGACCUUUAAAGGUCCCUUCCAACCCAAACUGUUCCAUGAGUCUAUGAUGCAUCUGCUCUCAGCUGAAUGCGGUGCUCUCCUCCAGCACACACAGCGUUGAUACUGAUUUACUAUGGACGUGACUUACACGUGGACUGGUGCAUGCCUUUGAGAAGGCCAUGGUCCUCGGUGGCCUGAGAUUUGUAUUUAUUCAGGCCUUCUUUUCUGGCCCAUCACCUUCACCUUUUGUCUGCUGGACCAGCUGUUGCAAAGAAAAGACUUGCUACCCCACCCUCAUUCACCUUCCCUCUGAGCUGUCGCCCACUCCUACCCCCCAUUUCUGCCAGGGAUGUUCUCUCCUUGCCUGUCAUCUCCAAAGUGUAUCUUCACGCGCUUCCUUGUCAUGGGGAAGACAAAUGACAUGCUGCAAGUAGUCCCUGGGUUGUACAUCUUAAGCAGAGCUGCACAAACUCUUGUCUGUCCAACGCACGCUCCCUGAGAUGAAAGAUAUUUCUGUGUGUCUUCGGCAGUAAAGCAUAUUUUCUGUGUGUUCAGCUGAGCUAUUUGCACCCACCCCUGUUCCUAGAGACGAUGCUGAGCAAUGGUCCUGUGGGCCAACCUUGCCCAGAGAGCUUGUGCAAAUGCAAAGAGGGGGCUGAGGAUUCUGCUGAGUGGUAGAGGUGCAAUACGCCUAGCAUCACAUCGCCUUCCUUUCAGGAUAUCCAACCCCUCAGCCAGUCCUGGGCCAUCUUCCCCCUUAGGCAUCCCCAGUAGGGACGUGUGAGCCCAACACCUCACUGCAACCGCCUCCUAGGAGUGCUUGAUGAUCUCUGCUGAGCAUACAAGGUCUCUAAACGCAUUUUCCAGAUAGAGAGGUUGGCAGGAGGUAGAUUCAACCCAAGGUAGCAGCAGCGUCAUAUCCCUGCAGCGUCAUUCCCCUCCUCAGCCGUGUGCCUACCUGGGUGACUCAAGCUCACGGGGGACCUGGGAGCCCAGCUUUGCCAUCCAGGGGCAGAACCUCCUGCCGCUUGUACAUCUAGCGCUGUCAAGGCUGGGAGGAGGCCCCACACCAACCAAAAAAUUAACUGGAUUGUGAACACAGACAAACCUUGCAACCACAUUUCACAAAGCCUUCCUGUCUCUAGGGACAAACAUGGGAGGAAACCUGGGAAAAACUUUCGCUUUUGGGAGACGCUGCUUUCAGCAGUGGGAAAAAGUUUCUUACAUCUUCUUGUGCUGCACUACCAGGAUGGGAUCGUACCCGUUUUUGCAGCUAAGCACGGGCACUGAUGCCUAUUCCCGCAGCUGCCUGAAGCCAGUCCUGGAAGGCAACUUUCAAAACCCUGUCUCCCCCCAUCCUUGCACUGAUGGUCCAGAACUGGCUGUCCUGAGAUGGCUUGUUUGCUCAGCAGAUUCCUGAAACAGCCCGCUUUCACAAUCCCACAGCUUACGUGAUGCUCGUGGCACAAGAGUCGCUUCCUGGCAGAGGCUUGGCAUUUUGUAUUUGCUGAGCUCCUGCCGUGGGGCACAGAGGGAGGUUUUUGGGGUGGAGGGGAGGAGCUGUGACAAGGAGGACUUCUCAAAUAGCCAGUCCCUUGGGUGCAUGCCCUGCCUCCUCCCUGCCCUGCUCUCCCGUGGAGACGACAAGCGCACAGUAUUUUUGCCACCAACAUGAGGUUUGUCCUCCUGGCAUGUCUCUGGGCUUCCCUUGCAGGAGUCCUACUGGCAGAAGAUGUAGACACAAGCAAAUUUGAGAUCCGCCUGGUGGAUGGUGCCAAUAAGUGCUCUGGGAGAGUCGAGGUGCUUCACAAGGACGAAUGGGGGACCGUCUGUGAUGAUCACUGGGAUUUACGGGAGGCAAAGGUUGUGUGCAGGCAGCUGGGCUGUGGGACGGCGCUAUCGGCCCCUCGGGAGUCUAAAUACGGGGAAGGGAAAGGCCAAAUCUGGCUGAGUGACGUGAGCUGCAAAGGGACAGAAGCGUCCCUCGACGAAUGCAAGGCAAAGCCAUGGGGCGAGAACAUCUGCAACCAUGUAGAAGAUGCCAGCGUGGAGUGCUCAGGAACAGAAAUACCUGAGCCAGGGCCCAUCCGGCUGGUGGGAGGCCCGAACCGAUGUGCUGGCAGAGUUGAGGUACUUCAUGAAGACCAGUGGGGCAGUGUGUGCCAUGACGACUGGGAUCUAAACGAUGCCCAAGUUGUGUGCAAGCAACUGGGCUGUGGGGAUGCAGUGCUGGCCCCCAUUGGAGCCAAGUUUGGACGGGGAUUUGGCACCAUCUGGCUGGAUGAUGUGAACUGCACAGGGGUGGAAGCUGCUCUCUCUGAGUGCCCUGCGAGGCCGUGGGGGGACCACAAUUGUUACCACGGGGAAGACGCCAGUGCAGUUUGUUCGGAUUCAGGUGUUGCCGUCUCGGUUCCCAUCAGACUUGUGAACGGCACAAACCGCUGUGAGGGGCGGCUCGAGGUGCUUUGGAAAGAGCAGUGGGGAACCGUCUGCGAUGAUAGCUGGGAUCUGCCCGAUGCCAUGGUCGUAUGCAGGCAGUUGGACUGCGGGGAAGCGCGGUCAGCCCCUGGCUUGGCUCACUUUGGCCAAGGAACUGGUCAUAUCUGGCUGGACGACACAAACUGCACUGGUACAGAAGCUGACCUUUCUGCCUGCGCGGCCAGACCCUGGGGACAGCAUAACUGCAAUCAUGGAGAAGACGCAGGUGUCGUAUGCUCAGAAAUUGAAAAACCAGUUAAGCUGCAAUUAGUGAAUGGCUCAAGUCGCUGUGCUGGGAGAGUGGAGGUGCUUUAUAGCCAGCAAUGGGGAACUGUCUGUGAUGACAACUGGGAUAUAAUUGACGCUGAAGUUGUAUGCCGGCAGCUGAGCUGCGGGUCCGCUCUAUCUGCUCCUUCCUCAGCUUACUUUGGGGGAGGGCCUGACCCCAUUUGGCUUGAUGAUGUGACCUGCAAAGGAACUGAAGCUGCCCUCUCCGACUGCAGUGCAAAACCUUGGGGCAGCCAUAACUGUGUGCAUGGAGAAGAUGCUGGCGUUGUGUGCUCAGCACCUGCCCCACUUCGAUUGGUGGAUGGAUUGACCCACUGCUCUGGGAGAGUGGAGGUGUUUUAUGGCCAGCGCUGGGGAACUGUGUGUGAUGAUGAGUGGGACUUGGUCGAGGCAGAAGUGGUGUGCAGGCAGCUGGGCUGUGGGAAGGCCUUGUCGGCAACCCGUGAAGCUUACUUUGGGCAAGGGUCUGGCCCCAUUUGGCUUGAUGAUGUCAACUGCACAGGGACAGAAGCUGCUCUCUCCCAGUGCAGAGCCAAUCCUUGGGGAAGCCAUAACUGCAAGCACGGAGAAGACGCUGGUGUGGUUUGUACAGGAUUUGGUGAGCUGCUUCCAGUCCGGCUGGUGAAUGGUUCGAAUUUCUGCUCUGGGAGAGUCGAGGUGUUCCACGAACAGCAGUGGGGGACCGUCUGUGAUGACAGCUGGGAUCUGACAGAUGCUCAAGUGGUGUGCAGCUAUCUGGGCUGUGGGACAGCGGUCUCAGCCCCAGGUUCUGCUCAGUUUGGGCAAGGAACCGGAAAGAUUUGGCUGGAUGAUGUGAACUGUGAAGGGGAUGAAACCAUCCUGACUGAGUGCCGGGCCAAGCCCUGGGGGGACCACAACUGUAACCAUGGAGAGGAUGCUGGUGUGGUCUGCUCAGGUACAACUAAUGCAUGUCAUGAAAUGUGGGGUAGGAGGGAUGGCCUGUAUAUGUAGGAAGGGUGCCAAUGGCCCUGGACCUCCUGUGGGGACUAGGGUGCUGCCAACUUUGUUGGCCAGUCCCGAUAGCCAGGCU
Messenger RNA from Phalacrocorax carbo (great cormorant), 6760 nucleotides. The record is from RefSeq and is a predicted model, not a curated record. Lineage: Eukaryota; Metazoa; Chordata; Aves; Suliformes; Phalacrocoracidae.